Protomyces lactucae-debilis is the source of this 1990-nucleotide messenger RNA. Its product is annotated as acyl-CoA dehydrogenase/oxidase. Gene Ontology annotation, molecular function: flavin adenine dinucleotide binding; oxidoreductase activity, acting on the CH-CH group of donors. The transcript is spliced from 2 exons. The record is from RefSeq and is a predicted model, not a curated record. Bases 235 to 1845 code for a protein of 536 amino acids. Lineage: Eukaryota; Fungi; Ascomycota; Taphrinomycetes; Taphrinales; Protomycetaceae.
UACAGAAGGUCCCUGGCGACGGGACACUCUCAAGUGGCAUUGAGAAUGAGAGAGACAGAGAGACAGAGAGAUAUUGCCAGGCUCUUACCAUGAUAAAUUGAUAGCCACUCAAAUGCAGUUGUGACUGCUACGGCACUGCCUAAAGUUCUCCAGCCGAGGUAAAUGGACCGAUAAGUAUUAGGCGCAAGAUAUGGGGUCUGUUGUGCAGGCUUUUGGGUAUAGACAAGAGCUCUGAUGCGGCUAUCACUGGCCAGUCUUUGUUGCCCUUCUGCUGCGUAUUUCCUACACUGCAGCAGUGCUUCUUUUGCACUGAGACGGACGCUCGGUGCCAGGGUGGAGCCGAGCCCGGCCCCCCACAAUUCCCAGGACUCAACGAGCAAGUUUGCCGCUUCUCCUCAAAAGCAUAAAUAUACUACGCUCUUCCCUCAUCCCACUACCAACCCAUACCAUCUUUGCUCUCAAAUAAUGGCAAUCGACACAAUCCCUGCAAACGACCCAACCGGUGCCGGUGUCCAGAUCCCAUCGGCAUUCUACCCGCUCGUUCGUCCGCAUGCGCGGCAGCUCAUGGACAAGCUCCACAAGUUCGUCACUGAGGAAUGCCAGCCUGCUGCUGCUGUCUACCACCACCAGAUCCAGAAGGGAGCAAAUCGAUGGAAGGUGGUGCCUGCCGUAAUGGAGGAAUUGAAGGCCCGCGCCAAGUCCCUUGGUCUUUGGAACCUCUGGAUGCACUCUCACUACAAGGAGGGUGCAGGCUUGACUAACGUCGAGUACGGCCUCAUGGCUGAGAUUAUGGGCCACUGCCACGUCGCGUCUGAGGCUUGCAACUGCUCCGCCCCCGACACGGGCAACAUGGAAGUCAUUGCCAAGUACGGCACAGACGAGCAAAAGGCCACUUGGCUGCGUCCUCUCAUGGACGGCAAGAUUCGUUCUGCUUUCGCCAUGACUGAGCCUGGCAUUGCUUCCUCAGACGCCACCAACAUUGGUCUCUCCAUGAAGCAGGAGGGCAAUGAAUGGGUCCUCAACGGCCGCAAGUGGUGGAUCUCAGGUGCCGGUGAUCCUCGCUGCAAAAUCUACAUCGUCAUGGGCAAGUCUUCACCCAACGCUUCAUCCGAAUACAAGAAGCAGUCUGUCAUUCUCGUGCCUGCAGACACCCCAGGUGUCACAGUCAUCCGCCCUCUCGGCGUCUUUGGCUACGACGAUGCACCAGAAGGUCACUGCGAGCUGUUGUUUGAGAACUGCCGCGUGCCACUUAAGAACAUGGUUCUCGGCGAAGGCCGUGGGUUUGAGAUCAUCCAGGGCCGUCUCGGUCCUGGCCGUAUCCACCACUGCAUGCGUUCCAUCGGUGUUGCAGAGCGUGCUUUGCAGCUCAUGAUCAAACGUGUCGUUGACCCAGCAAAGCGCCAAAAGGGAAAGCUCCUUGUGGAGGAAGGUGUCAUCUUGGCACGUAUGGCUGAUUCGCGUAUUCACAUUGAUGCUGCUCGUCUCAUGGUGCUCAAUGCUGCUGCUCAGAUUGACCUCAAGGACGCCAAGUCAGCCCUCAACCAGAUCGCUGAGGCCAAGGUCAUGGUUCCCGCCAUGGCUCUUCAGGUUGUUGACCACGCCAUGCAGGCAUACGGUGCUGAGGGUAUCUGCCAGGAUUCCGAGUUGCCUCUCAUGUGGGCACACUUGCGUACACUCAGGUACGCUGAUGGCCCAGAUGAGUCUCACCAGAAUCAGCUUGGUCGUAUUGAGGCCAAGAAGGCCAAGUGGAUUGUGCCCAAGUUCGCUGCAGAAGACGCUGCACGCGCUCAGGCCUUCAAGAAGGCUGGUUUGAGCCACUUGAUCAAUGCAAAGGCUCAGAUUUAAGGGAUUCUUUGUGUCAUACAUACACUUCGUAUAUUUGCUCGCUAUACAAUACCUUGCAGCUACACCUUAUACUUGAGCGACAUCCAUGUUCCUGAUAAAUGUCCAGAACCACGUCACUGCAUCCAAAUGCCCUCGUAGACUCUGU